Molecule: messenger RNA, 1236 nt
Organism: Poeciliopsis prolifica (blackstripe livebearer)
Lineage: Eukaryota; Metazoa; Chordata; Actinopteri; Cyprinodontiformes; Poeciliidae
Product: mast cell protease 3-like
Exons: 5
Coding region: 136-870 (244 amino acids)
Biological process (GO): proteolysis
Molecular function (GO): serine-type endopeptidase activity
Source: RefSeq, a predicted model, not a curated record
AUUUCACCAGCCUAACAGAAACAUUAUCAGCUCGUUGGCAAAUAAGCCGCAAAUGAGGAAGUUGUCUUUUUUUACCCCCCGAUUCUUAAAAUGCUAUAAAGCUAAGAGAGCAAAGUGUGGAUUUCACAGGACACCAUGACCUUCAGAUUCAUACUGCUGCUGCUCUGUGCAUUCCAGGGAGCUGAAGGCACUUGGAUCGUUGGUGGUAGAGAUGCUGUCCCCCACUCGCGGCCUUACAUGGUCUCGCUGCAAAUCCAAGGUCGACAUGUCUGCGGCGGCGUGCUGAUAAGAGAAGAUUUUGUGCUCACAGCAGCACAUUGCGACUUGAUAGUACCAUACACAGUUGUGCUUGGAGCAGAUACACUGGAAGCCAACGAGCCAGCAAAGCAGAGCCUUCGUGUUCUCAGAUCCUUUCCCCAUCCAGACUACACUGAACUUGCAAAUGACAUCAUGCUAUUGAAGCUUAGCAGCAGGGCAAAUCUUACUAAAGAAGUGCAAUUGAUCUCUCUGAAGUCUGGUCGCCUCAGAACGGGAAGUAGUUGCAUCACAGCAGGUUGGGGGGACAUAGCAGACAACAGGACCUUGGCAAACAGGCUUCAGGAGGUCAACGUCACAAUUAUGUCACCACGAACAUGUCAGAGGAGAUGGAGAGAAGUUCCCAUAGCCAGAACGAUGGUUUGUUCCAUGGGUUCACGGAACAUACAGGGCUUCUGCUCGGGGGAUUCAGGAGGCCCCUUGGUGUGUGACGGAGCUUCAGCAGGUGUUGUCUCUUUCUCCGGGCGGCGAUGUGGAGACCUGAGGACUCCUGAUGUUUACACACGUGUUGACUCCUUCAGGGAGUGGAUUGAAAAAGUGCUGAAAGAAAAUUAGACAAAUUAACUUUACUUGGUCCUUUUUCUACUACCAAAGGCAAAACGGACAAAUUGUUCUGCAUUUCAAAUCUAAUUUUUCUUCACUACCUGUAAAAGUACAUAAAACGUCUGCAAAAAUCCAUUAAAUCCCUACAGCGAGUGGGUGAGGAGAAGUUAUUAGAAAGUAUUUAUUUCUUAUGGAAAACAAGAUCUGAUGCAAAGAUAAUGGACAGAGCUUGUGAAAAUCUGUUAUUUUCAGUCAUAUAUCGUGGUGGUCAAUGAAUAAAUUAGCACUUUCAGAUGUACAUUUCUCUGUUACAAGUAAAUCCUGGUCAAAAAACAAUUAACCAAUUGUGGUAAUUUUGAAUUAAAUGUUUUAACUGCA